Molecule: messenger RNA, 2093 nt
Organism: Penicillium brasilianum
Lineage: Eukaryota; Fungi; Ascomycota; Eurotiomycetes; Eurotiales; Aspergillaceae
Source: the annotation of a GenBank genome assembly
UGGGGGAUGACCCUAACUUAGGCUUGUCUCUAUCCUGCCAGAGUGGGAUGGAUGGACUAAGAAUGGAUCCUGCUGAUGCCAAUAUAGGAUAGGCCCUGUAUGACAAGUGAUAAGGUUACCUCUUUUGACGGACAGUGAUGCACACAUCACAGUCGCGUCCUCCGUCUCUCCCCAUGUGAAUCAACUCCAGCUUCGUCGACGGAAGAGAACCGUAUAACCCUAUCAUUGUAGCAGCAUAUCUGACAGCCUCAUGCUCGUUCCUCCGCACCAUGACAUCACUCAGUGCCCUCGACAGUCCUGACUUCUAUACGAUCGCCUGGAUCGCGGCUCUUCCCAUCGAGCGUGCCGCUGCGGUAGCGAUGCUCGACGAGGAACAUGCAGCUCCAACCGGCUUCACUCGACACCAAAGCGACGCGAACGUUUAUACGUGGGGCUAUGUGGGAGAGCACAACAUCGUCGUUGCCUCUCUGGCUGCUGGGGACUACGGAACCACUUCUGCUGCGACAGCGACCUCAAGCCUGCUUGCCUCUCUACCAUCCAUCCGCGUUGGACUUUUAGUGGGCAUAGGCGGCGGCAUCGCUCGACCGGAUGAGGGCCACGAUAUUCGGCUCGGUGACGUUGUCGUGAGCCAGCCUGGUGGGACCACGGGCGGGGUCUGCCAGUACGACUUAUUUAAGGCAAAGUCGGGUGACAAGCGUGAGCGAAAAGGCUUCCUCGGACGACCUCCAACGGUCCUCCUCAAUGCGCUUGCUAGCAUCCAGGCCGAUCACGAGCGGAAAGACUCUAAGGUUCCAUGCUUUCUUCAACAGAUGCUACAGAAGAACCCGAAGAUGGGCAAGAGAUCUAAGCAAAGUCCUGGUUAUACUCACCAGGGCUUUGAAAACGACCGUCUGUUUAUAGCUUCAUGCGACCACGUCCUUGGACCGGACUGUCGGGGCUGUGACCCGGCUGAUGAGGUUCAACGCGAACCUCGAGACAAUACCGACCCCGAUAUCCACUACGGGACCAUCGCAUCCGGUAACACACUCGUCAAAGACGCCGCUACGCGCGAUCGAAUUGUUGCCCAACUUGGCGAGGAUUGUAUUUGCUUUGAGAUGGAAGCGGCCGGCCUAAUGAACCACUUUCCGUGUCUUGUGAUCCGAGGGAUCUGCGACUACGCCGAUUCUCACAAGAACGAUCGAUGGCAACGCUACGCCUCGGCGACCGCCGCUGCGUUUGCCAAGGAGCUUAUGGCGUACGUGCCGGUCGCAGAGAUCCAAGAGACCAAGAGGGCACUGGAACUAGGUUAGUUGUUUCUCGUUCAUUAGCUAGUUCAGGAACAGAUUGAUUGUGUGCGGCAGAUGACAGCUGCAACGAAAGUUGCCACUGAUUCUAUAAGGUCUGACCUUCAUACCGAUAAGAUCAGGCGCUGGCUUUGUCCCCCGGAUCCGUCUACAAACGCCAACCAAGCGAGGAAGCUCCGCUAUGAGGGGACAGGCGCGUGGCUUCUCGAAAACCCCGUCUUCUAGUCGUGGCACUCGGGGUCGCGUCGACAUUUAUGGCUACAUAGGCUCGCGGGAUGUGGAAAGACGGUUCUCAGUGCGACUGUGCUUGAUUAUCUCGCGAAGGGAAACGACGCUCUUAUCCUCAGCUUUUUCUUCGACUUUAGCGACACUAUAAAGCAGACUUUUGAUGGCAUGCUGCGGUCGCUUGCUUUCCAACUUUACCAAGGCGGGGCUGACUCAGAGAGGUAUCUUAAUGCUUUAUUUUAAGCACACCAGAAUGGUAGCGACCAACCUGCGACAAAGGCGCUCUCGGAUAUUAUAUUUAAGAUUCUGGUAGUCCAGAGGAAGGUCUUUAUCGUUCUGGACGCAUUGGAUAAAUCCAAAAAUAGGGAGGAUGUUCUCCUGUUGAUUAAGGAAGUGGUGUCUAGGCUAGAGUUAGCCCGUGUCCAGCUAUUUUGUACCAGUCGACCUGAAUCCGAGUUUCUGCGCUACGUUCCCCCUUUAAUAGGAAAGCAAAAUUGCCUACCACUUAAUAAGUAGGCUGUUGACUCUGAUAUCCGAUCGUGGGUUAUAGCACAGCUUUCUCAACGGCGUGAUUUUACAGAGAAG